CUGGGCAUUGUGAUGCGUUCUCUUGGGCAGCGGCCCUCGGAGACGGAGCUGAAGAACAUGGUCACCAUGGUUGAUCAGGAUGGCAACGGAACCAUCGAGUUCAACGAGUUCCUCCACAUGAUGUCCAAGAAGAUGAAGGAAACGGACAAGGAGGAGGAGCUGAAGGAGGCGUUCCGCGUCUUUGACCGCAACGGCGACGGCUUCAUCAGCGCCCCGGAGCUUCGCCUGGUGAUGACCAACCUAGGGGAGAAACUGACUGACGAAGAGGUGGAGGACAUGAUCAAGGAGGCGGACCUGGACGGAGACGGACUGGUCAACUAUGACGAGUUUGUCACUGUGCUUAUGGCGCCAAAGCACA
Messenger RNA from Rhagoletis zephyria (snowberry fruit fly), 358 nucleotides. RefSeq names its product calmodulin-like. Lineage: Eukaryota; Metazoa; Arthropoda; Insecta; Diptera; Tephritidae. Gene Ontology annotation, cellular component: myosin II complex. Gene Ontology annotation, molecular function: calcium ion binding. The record is from RefSeq and is a predicted model, not a curated record.